Cyphomyrmex costatus is the source of this 1358-nucleotide messenger RNA. RefSeq lists its product as uncharacterized. The annotation marks the transcript as partial. The record is from RefSeq and is a predicted model, not a curated record. The transcript is spliced from 4 exons. NCBI's taxonomy places the organism in Eukaryota, Metazoa, Arthropoda, Insecta, Hymenoptera, Formicidae.
GGUUAAGCUGUACGUUGGUAGUUCUACUAGCAGCGCUGUCAGUGCGAAGUGCUCCGAUAAUGAAUUCCCCAAAUAAAGCGGAUGAUAUGAAAUGGGUGAAUCCUUGUGGUGUCUCUACGAAAUUACGAACAAACGGUUCCAAUCCGGACAUUGCUCAGUUGGAGGACCAUGAUCUCCUCAACCAAAUAGUACUCCAAGCGAGAACGGCAUUAAAACAUGCACAACUAUUUAGAGAUGAUUUUAUCAGACAAACUUUCAAGACGGACUUUGCCAGUGUCCACAAUUUGUGGAGGAAAUAUCAUUACACUUGGCUACCUACACGAACUGAGAUACCCAAAGAACUGGGAGAGGAACUGGAUAAGGAGCAUCUCAACAAAUUGGACAUUAACACGUCUCUCAUCGAUGCGUACGAAUAUAUGCAGAAAUAUGCGGUGGGCUUAGAGCAGGUAGUUUGGGAUCAAAAGGAUUAUCAGCCUAAGUAUCAUCAGAAAUUCACAGAAGCCGAAUGGAAACUACGAGCGGUUCUGUGUGAGAUCCAAGUUGCUAUAGAAGAACGUAGUGUAACGCGACGGCCGGAUGUCACUCGAGAUAUUAUGCCACCUGAUUUCCGAAAGACAACAGACAUGACGUCCCGUGACCUGCGUGACUGGCUAAUUUUCCGUGAAUAUAUGAAUGGUCUCGAGUAUGUGAUACAAGUAUUUUCACAUCUACGCCUACGCCUGUAAUCUACACAAUUCUGAAGAUCCAUAUGGUAAAAGCCGAAGAAGGGCUACCAGACGACGCUUUCAUCUUACAAAAUUAACUGAUGACUCCAUUUUCCUGAAGAGGUGUAGGGAAGAAGAUAGAAGAGACAGAAGGAUUAUCUUCUGAUUAUUAUUUAAACCAUUUUAACGAAAUGUCUCUCUACAACGAGGAUCGGGCUAUUUGUUGGUAUCGACGAUAAGAACUAAUAUUGUCGAACCGACUGAUAUACCGCGUCACAGUAUCUGCAUUGAGCUUCUAUAAUAACUUUGAAAUAGAAGUGCCAUCAAUGUUUUCGACACCUUAUAUUUAUCACCCUCUUUGACACUCUUUAAUGGUACGGAACCAGAUAGAAUGGAGAGAAAAAAAAAAGAAAAAAACUGCGUCGUUAUUGGUCUACUGGCUUUCACCGUUUCACGGCCACAUACACAUAAUCAUGCAUAUUCACACAAACUAUGAUUUCGCGCGAAGAUGCCCUACAAACGUGUGUGCGUAUUUGAUUUUAUAUACGAAAAAGAAAAUAGAGUUAUUCCUCUUUAUGUAAGUCAAUGGCUCAAUUGUUUAACAUUGAACGUAAAAUAACUUCCGAGAUCAUUAUUACAUAUCACGAUUAUCUU